Molecule: messenger RNA, 1324 nt
Organism: Callorhinchus milii (elephant shark)
Lineage: Eukaryota; Metazoa; Chordata; Chondrichthyes; Chimaeriformes; Callorhinchidae
Gene: rdh5
Product: retinol dehydrogenase 5 (11-cis/9-cis)
Exons: 5
Coding region: 167-1123 (318 amino acids)
Source: RefSeq, a predicted model, not a curated record
CUUCUAUUUGAAGGGCAUUUUUUUUUCCAGUCUCUGUAGCGGGAGCAGAGCUGGUGGAGGAGUGAAGCUUCGGACCUGCCUUUGGUCUCCCGAGUUACCCGGAGAGUUGUAGCAGAAGGUUCGCUCUCGACUUCAGGGAUCCCACGGCUGCCCUCAAGCCGACCUGAUGUGGUUGUGUCUGGUCUGCGGUGUGAUCUUGUUGGCCCUCGGUUGGGUUGUGAGAGACCGUCAGAAGAUCAGCAGCGUCAAGGACAAGUAUGUCCUCAUCACUGGCUGCGAUACCGGCUUCGGGAACCUACUGGCAAAGACCCUGGACAAGAGAGGCUUCCGUGUCCUGGCCGGCUGCUUGACCCAACGAGGUGCCGAUGAUCUUCAAAGGAGCUGCUCGUCCAGGCUCCAAACCACUUUGUUAGACGUGACAGAUAACGGCAGCAUCCAGAAGGCCAUGGAAUGGGCCAAGGCCGAGGUGGGGGAGAAAGGGCUGUGGGGAUUGGUGAACAACGCUGGAAGGUCCACCCCCAUCGGCCCGACAGAGUGGCUGAGGAUGGAAGAUUACCACAAGGUUCUGAGCGUGAACCUGACGGGGCUGAUUGAGGUGACCCUGAGCUUCAUCCCCCUGGUGAAAAGGGCCAAGGGGCGCAUUGUCAACACGGCCAGCGUGAUGGGCCGCAUCUCCUUCGCCGGCGGAGGUUACUGCCUCUCAAAGUGCGGAGUGGAAUCAUUCUCCGAUAGCCUGAGGAGGGACAUGCAAUAUUCUGGGGUGAGAGUUAGCAUCAUCGAGCCUGGCUUCUUCAAGACAGCGAUGACCAACUUGGAAGGGAUCGAGAAAGACCUUGAUCGCCUGUGGGGCAGACUGGCUCCAGACGUACGUGAGAGUUACGGACAACAAUAUUUUGACAAAUACGUGAACAUCCAGAAGUUGUCGAUGAACAUCUUGUGCGACACGGACCUCACGAAGGUCACGUGGUGCAUGGAGCACGCCCUGGUGGCCAAGUACCCUCGCACACGCUACGCUGCAGGCUGGGAUGCCAAGUUCUUCUGGGUCCCCAUCUCCUACGCCCCCACCCUGAUCUGUGACUUCAUGCUGGCCCUUCUGCUCCCCAAACCUGCCCACAGCGUCUGAUAGACAGGGCCUAAAAGGGAAUGGAGCGCAGCUGAAGUGAACCCUUCAUUAUAGUUGUCUGGGGAAAGUGUUUCCGUAGCUCAGGGGGUUAGAGCCCUCGCCUCGCAAGCCAGAGGACCCGGGUUCAAUUCCCGGGGCGGAUCAGGUCAGGGCGAAACCUUAGGCAAGUUUCCUUACUCCACACACAGACACACACACACC